Alligator mississippiensis (American alligator) is the source of this 5584-nucleotide messenger RNA. It is a transcript of the gene ACAP2, whose product is annotated as ArfGAP with coiled-coil, ankyrin repeat and PH domains 2. The record is from RefSeq and is a predicted model, not a curated record. Lineage: Eukaryota; Metazoa; Chordata; Crocodylia; Alligatoridae. Gene Ontology annotation, molecular function: protein binding; GTPase activator activity. The transcript has 23 exons. The coding region runs from base 71 to 2413 and encodes 780 amino acids. Gene Ontology annotation, cellular component: cytoplasm; endosome membrane.
GCGAGCGUGGCAGCAACGGGAGCGCAGUGAGCCCCACCCCCGCCCGCCGCUGAGGAGGACGAAGAGGAGGAUGAAGAUGACUGUGGACUUCGAGGAGUGUCUGAAGGACUCGCCGCGCUUCAGGGCUGCUUUAGAAGAAGUGGAAGGAGAUGUGACAGAAUUAGAACUGAAACUCGAUAAGUUAGUGAAGCUCUGUAUCGCAAUGAUUGAUACCGGCAAAGCUUUCUGUGCUGCCAACAAUCAGUUCAUGAAUGGGAUUCGAGACCUUGCACAAUAUUCCAGUAAGGAUGUACUAGUUGAGAACAGCCUGAUGAAGUUUUCUGAGACCCUGCAGGAAAUGACCAAUUAUCACACAAUUCUGUUUGAUCAAACCCAAAGAUCAAUUAAAGCACAACUUCAGACAUUUGUUAAAGAAGAUAUUAGAAAAUUUAAGGAUGCAAAGAAGCAAUUUGAAAAAGUCAGUGAAGAAAAAGAGAAUGCGUUAGUAAAAAAUGCCCAAGUUCAGAGAAACAAGCAACAUGAAGUAGAAGAGGCAACUAAUAUUCUGACUGCAACACGGAAGUGCUUUCGGCACAUCGCUCUGGAUUACGUGCUUCAGAUGAACGUUCUUCAAUCUAAGAGAAGAUCAGAGAUCUUAAAAUCGAUGUUAUCCUUCAUGUAUGCCCAUCUGACUUUCUUCCACCAAGGCUAUGAUCUCUUCAGUGAACUGGGGCCCUACAUGAAAGAUCUUGGAGCCCAGCUGGAUCGCUUGGCUGUAGAUGCUGCAAAGGAGAAGAGAGAUAUGGAGCAAAAACACUCCACUAUUCAGCAAAAGGAUUUCUCCAGUGAUGACACUAAGCUAGAAUACAAUGUAGAUGCAGCCAAUGGCAUUGUUAUGGAGGGAUAUCUCUUUAAGCGAGCCAGCAAUGCCUUCAAGACUUGGAACAGGCGCUGGUUCUCAAUACAAAAUAAUCAGCUUGUGUACCAGAAAAAAUUCAAGGAUAAUCCUACAGUAGUUGUUGAAGACCUGCGGCUUUGCACCGUUAAGCACUGUGAAGACAUAGAAAGACGUUUCUGUUUUGAGGUGGUCUCCCCAACAAAAAGCUGCAUGCUCCAGGCUGACUCUGAAAAGCUGCGGCAAGCAUGGAUUAAGGCUGUUCAGACCAGUAUUGCUACAGCGUAUAGAGAGAAAGGAGAUGAAUCCGAGAAACAAGAGAAGAAAUCUUUCCCUUCCGCCGGGAGCCUAGAGCCUGGCAGUGAGUCUAAGGAGAAGCUGUUAAAAGGAGAGAGUGCUCUGCAGCGGGUACAGUGUAUUGCUGGCAAUGCCUCCUGCUGCGACUGCGGCCUGGCCGACCCGCGCUGGGCCAGCAUCAACCUAGGAAUCACGCUGUGCAUCGAGUGUUCAGGGAUACACAGGAGUCUAGGAGUCCACUUUUCAAAAGUUAGAUCGUUAACCCUGGAUACAUGGGAGCCAGAGCUUCUAAAGCUUAUGUGUGAAUUAGGGAACGAUGUUAUAAAUAGAAUAUAUGAAGCAAAAGUGGAAAAAAUGGGAGUAAAGAAGCCACAACCUUCAAGCCAAAGGCAGGAGAAGGAGGCAUAUAUCCGAGCGAAGUACGUGGAGAGAAAGUUUGUGGCUAGACACCUGGCAUCAGUGCCUCUUCCUGAGGAUGGAGCAAGUGCUGUGCCGCAGCACCAGGAGGAGAAAAGGCACAGCAGCUCUGAGAGAUCCCCUCAGGCAGACAAACAUGGUGCCACGUCUCCUAAAGUAAGAAGCAAUGACAGUGGGAUCCAGCAGAGUGCUGAUGACAGUAGAGAGCACCUCGCGUCCACCAUAUCCGCUAACAGCUUGUAUGAGCCAGAAGGAGAAAAGCAAGAGGCUUCUGUGCUCUGCGAUUCUAAGCAGCUGCCUCCUGGAUUGCAGCUUUAUCGUGCUGCCUACAAGAAGAACCUUCCUGACAUGGCAGAGGCGUUGGCCCAUGGGGCCGAAGUAAACUGGGUCAAUAUAGCAGAAAACAAAAGCACCCCGUUGAUUCAGGCAGUGCUAGGGGGCUCAUUAGUUACCUGUGAGUUCUUGCUGCAGAAUGGCGCCAACGUGAACCACAGGGACGUGAAAGGAAGAGGACCACUGCAUCAUGCCACAGUCUUGGGACACACUGGGCAAGUGUGUUUAUUUCUGAAACGAGGCGCAAACCAGCAUGCCACAGACGAGGAAGGGAAAGACCCCUUGAGUAUAGCUGUAGACGCAGCAAAUGCAGAUAUAGUAACAUUGUUACGUUUAGCAAAAAUGAAUGAAGAAAUGCGUGAAUCGGAAGGACUUUGUGGACAGCCAGGAGAUGAAAUUUAUCAGGACAUUUUCCGUGACUUUUCCCAAAUGGCCUCCAAUAAUCCAGAGAAGCUAAACCGUUUCCAGCAAUCAGAUUCACAGAAGUCUUGAAUGUCACAUCAGGAAAAGAACUAAACCUGGUCACUUGUUCUCUUAUACGUAUAGUGCAAGCUUUAACUAUAUGCAUUUUGUUAGUAGUCAGUAGUCUAGAUAAAAUGACCGCUCUGAUGUGGCCUGCGGUAGUGGCAGGUCUGGGGAGGAGUGAAGGAUUGCUGACACUGCUGUCCCCCUAAAGCACUUGCCUCUGGAAGGCAAGGGCCAACUUACCCAUCCCCUCCCUGAUUUGUGGUUGCGGGGAGAGAAAUCUGGCAAUCUUUUCCUGAGCUCCCUCCUUCUACAUCUGCCCGUGAUAGAAAAUAUCCUCUGCUCCCCUUGCCAACAGUGCUCACAGACAUGUGCUGCUAACAGGUAAUGAGAGUUGAUGCAAGUUCUGUCACCGCCUUACCUUCCCACCAAUGCAGGCCACUGGUGGUGACUGCUGGUCAGUCACUCUGCGGGUGCACGUGUGAUCUGGAGGAUCAGAUGUUGCAUGGAACAGCUGCAGCCAGGAAGGCUGCCUUUCACCAAGUGGCUCUUGGUAUUGCUCCCAGUUCAGACUGGUUCGAACACUUGCAGGUAAUGCAGCCAUCCUGAAUUCAGCCUGCUCGAUCCCUUACGUCGCAGCACGCUGUAAGGUAGGCAGCAUACACACAUAUGCACGUUCACCCUUUCUAAAUGCAGAACAUUGCAGAGAGACUCCAAGUUGUAUUGCGCUGUUCCUGCAGAGUAACAACGCAUGGCAUUGCCUAAUGGCAUCGUCUUGGCAUCGAGGAGCUUUCUCAGCAAGCCCUGCUCUGCCUUCUGCAGAUAUGCAUGGUGUGUACAGUUCCCCACUUGGAUGUGUGCGUCUGGUGUUUAACGGAUAGAUAACACACACCUGCACUGUUCCUGAUGCUCCGUCUGUCGGGACUUUGAACAGUAAGGCUCAUUUCUAGGGAGCACCAUUAAACUACUGUAAACUUCCUGUGACCUGCUCAAACUAGUUACAGCAAUGUGGUAUCUUGCUGCUGAAACUUAUUUUGGAAAUGAAUUAGGGGUUUAUUUUUGUUUUUAAACAAUUAGUUUAGUUCAGUGUGAGCAGGUAAAUUUGGAAUUAAAAUUAAGUCUUUCCUGGCACAUUUACAUUUAAACUAUUCCAAGAUAUUUACCACUGUGCAUGAAAUAGGUAAUGAAAAAUAACAUCUGUGGAAGGCCCCUGAUACCAGGUUAGAUACUCGCAUUAUACAAAGUGUCUUGUUGAUAAGUAUGCUAAGUAGCUGAGUUUCGCAGCAUAUAAUCUGUGCUUCAUGUGUAGCCUAAUUACUUUAGGAAAAGUAAACUCAGCCCACUGUUUAAACUGCAUUUACUUUGGAAAGUAGUAAGUUUCUUAUUAGACAAUACUCCUUAUAGAUGAGUUUCCUAAGCUUUUAAAUUGGAGUGGCUUCCUGUACAAUGAUAGCAUGCUCAGUGAUUGCUAAUAUUGAAAUAUCCUUGUCUUAAAUUAGGAGGUGUUAGAGAAUGUAAGCUGCUCUGUAGCUGGGACAGUGUGAGAUGCACCGAGUGCACACUGCAGAUGUACAGUCCUGCGAACAUGGUCUUGGCAUUACAGGGGAGGGUGGAUGUACAUUGAGUGUGACGGCUACAGCAAAGCAGUUUGAAGCUUCAGGGCAUAGCUACCCUCUUUCUUUCUAUGCCACAGUAAGACAUCAAGUCUUUUCUCUAAGAUGCCCUGUAUCGGACCUCCACCUUGCACCACAGGUAGCAUUUCCUUUCUAGUCUCAGGGGACCCCCUGUUUAAAGUCACAAGAGGAUUUCCUCUAAAGCAAAGGCCUUUCUCGCCCUGUGGCUGCGUGGGGCGUCUGCUGCACUCUUGGCUCUUGCCUGCCUGGGCAGCACAUGACCUCACUUUUUUGAAAGCAGCAUGCGUUCAUGCGGCGCUGUAACCUCUGCUCUGGCUGGUGCUGACGGUCAGCCUUCCCCACGGCAGGUUCUGUCAGCGUGUCCGGGCAGGAGGCAGUGGGGUUGGACUGGUUUGCAGAGCAGCGCUGGCAGCUCAGACUGCAGUUUUGCUCCCUGACCCCUUAGGUACACAGAUGUGUACCGCAAGACGUGUCUGCCGAGAGAGCAUCUUCUGUCUGAUCAGCCCUGGCAGGAACAGACGCACAGCUUAAUUAAUACAUGUCCACCUCACCAGGUGGGGGUGGCUCCCAGCCCCCCCGGGACGCUGUAGCUUGCGGGAUCAAGAGCACGGCUGAUCCAGGCCUUCAGAGGUCUGCAUCUGCCUCUCAGGUGCCGGCUCGUGCUCCUGUUCUGCUCAGCAGCAGCGGGGAACUUCCACUCCUGCCACAGGUGCAUCUGAAUGUCACUUGAACCGUAUGCAAUAAAAGUCCAUUGUGCGUUGAGCCACGUACCAAAUAAUGGGAGACUUUACAUCCCGUUCAGGCUUAUGCCAUACGGAUGGACUGUCAUUGGCCUUCAUUUGUGCAGAAGGAAGAGGCAGUUGUUUUUUCACAAUUAAAAAAAAAUUGAUUAUAAUAAUCUUCCAACUAUGUGAAUUCCUAGUAGUGGGGUUGCCACUGAAGGAGGGUCGGACCUUCGUCUUGGGUUGAGCUAGCUCAGGUGUUCAGAGACUCGGCACAAAAGAGCACAACCUCCGUUCCCCUGCCCCUCCCUUUUGGAGGUGUAGGUUACUCGCCCAACUUGCUGAUGAAACUUGGGCUACGGUGUCUCAUUAAAAGAUUGGUAUUUGUUUUAAUUGUUUUUAAGGCUUCUUGUUUUGUAUUGGUGUUGGUACAAUGCACAUGAAUUCAGGUAUUUCUGUUCCACACUGCAAUCAUUAUUCUGUUCCCACGAUUUUGAGUGACUCUGGCAGCAGGCCCAAGCCCUGCGUUAGCGUUGCAGGCUGCGCGUCUGGAUGGCCGUGGAGCGCACGCUUCGUUCAGUUGGUCGUGAAUGCAGGUAGAGCGCCGCGUCCUUUCCUGUUCAGCAAGGACCUCCUGCCAGAGCUCGCUGGAAUCGGGGCCUUUCCACGGACUUUGGGAGUUACGGAUUGAUGGCACAGUGAUGAUUUUGAACGUUCUUGGUGUUUUGAAAGAUGCCACAUGAAUGUUGUAUCUUAUCCCCUGCCCGCCUUGAACGUGUAUUUUGAGUUGUUUUAUAUACAGGCAGGGUGGGGCGGUUCCAGGCCCCAACCCUGCAAUGCUG